Molecule: messenger RNA, 2987 nt
Organism: Pseudopodoces humilis (Tibetan ground-tit)
Lineage: Eukaryota; Metazoa; Chordata; Aves; Passeriformes; Paridae
Gene: CEP55
Product: centrosomal protein 55
Biological process (GO): mitotic cytokinesis; establishment of protein localization; regulation of phosphatidylinositol 3-kinase/protein kinase B signal transduction
Cellular component (GO): midbody
Source: RefSeq, a predicted model, not a curated record
UGUCCCCGCUCCGGGCCGUGUCCCCGCUCCGUCACUCGCGGCCCCUCUGGGCCCCGCGGGGUCGGGGAAGGUCCGCGCAGCCUGCGCUCGACUCCAGCUGUCGGAAGGCUUGUCCUGGCCGCUAGAAGGGAUCGCUGUUCCGUAGCGCAUCGUUUGGUUUGUACAGGCGCCUAAAGAUGAACGCCAAGACGGCCAUAGAUCGAAUUAUGGGCAAGGGGGGGCUGAAGUCGGGCAACUCCAGAGCUGACAGCGGGCUCGAGAAGGGUAAGCAGGAGGGCGCUGCCCCGCGGAAAUCCAUGGAGGAGGUGGCGGCAGGCAGAGUGACGGAGCCGGAGAGGAGCGGGCUCCUGCAGAAAAUACUUUCCCUUGAGAAAGAAAAAGAAAAAUACAAUCACCUUCUUGGAGAGAAGGACAAAGAAAUCCAAAACCUGAAAAACAAGCUCAGGUCCAAAACCAAGAACAGUGAAGUCUCCUUACUACAAAAUCAGCUAGAGGAAAAAACAAAGGAAGCAGAAAAGAGAGAACAGCUACUUUGUUCUCUAUCAGAAGAAAUGAACCGGUUAAAAUGUAAUUUAUCUGCAGCCAUGGCAAAAUGCUCUGAUCUUGAGAACAAAACCAGUAGUACUUCUCAGGCAGCCCAGGAAGGUGCAACAAACAGCACUGAAGUUGAAAGACAAUUGAAAGAUGCUCUUGAGAAAAACCAGCAGUGGCUACUGUAUGACCAGCAACGGGAAGCAUAUGUCAGGGGAUUGCUUGGAAGGAUCUUUGAACUUGAACAGAAGACAGAAAUAGUUAGCCGGCAAGAACCUAGAUCAAAUUCAGAAGGUCAUCUACAAAGGGAAAAGCAAGAAUACCAUGACCAGCUGUUACUAGCUGCUAGGAAUGAUCAUGAGACUGAAAGACGCACUAUAACCCAGCUGAGAUUUGAACUUGAUGAACUUAAAAAGACAUAUGAAGAAACACAAGGGGAAAUGAUGAGUUUAAAUGCCUUAUUGCAGUCACAACGGGUUGCUGAAUUGAAGACUCAAGAAAAUGAAAAUAAAAUGAAAGAGGAAGCACAAAGACUAAAAGAAGAAAAUGAAACUAUCAAAGAACAGCUCAGAGAAGAAAAAGAAAAGUCUGAGGAACUUUUAUGUCAGGUGCAACUUCUUCGUAAAUCAUUGCUCAGACAGGAGGCGGAACACACAAGAAUAGCUUUGUUGGAACAACAGUUUUUCACUUUGUUGGGCUGCCAGAUCCAGAUAUGCACCACGGACUUAGAGAAUGGAAAGCUUGACCGCCAGAACUUGAAGCAUGAGUUAAACCAUGUUCUCAAGGAGUUGCGCAAGGCCAAGGAGAAAAUAACCCGUCUGGAGCCUCUGAAACUCCGAGAAUCUGGACAUAUGGAAUCACAAGAAGAUUUGCAAGCUGUAUUUGACAAGAAGCUGACCACAUAUGACAGAAGUCCUCCCCUGAAACAUUCCAGCUGCCUUGAUGAAAGUUUUCUCGAGUGUCCCAGAUGUAAAGUGCCAUAUCCAACGAGCCAGCAUAGAGAAUUACUAGCACACAUUGACUUCUGUACAGCUUGAGCUCCAAAUGAACUUACUAUCUUUGCUUCAUAUAUGCUGCCAAUAUGCUUGGCAAAAGAUCUUUUAAAGCUUAUUUCUUACAGUUGUAUAAAUGACAAAACGAUAAUUCAGUUCCACACAAACAGUAUUAACAUUAUAAUUUGGCCUCAGUAUUUUACCUCAUGUUUUUGAAAAACAGCUCCUGCAUUUUCUAGUUGCAAACAGAAAUAUUUUUAGAAUUAGGAAUAUUUUAAAUAGUAAACUACUGGCCUUUUUUUUUUUUUUUCUUUUUGCACUAUUAAAUGUAAGAAUAGUAAAAGCACAAUUAUUGUGUCAGACUAUAUUUUAGUUUUGGCAUACCCAGUUCUUGGUUGUUGAAUCCUGAUGAUUGUGCUUGUACCUUAACUGACAAGAAUAGCUGCAAAAGAUUUUUGGCCCUCAAAGGUGCACUAUAUAUAUAUCUAUCUAUAUAUAUAUAUAUUUAUUUAUACAUGGUGUGUGUACAUAUGUGUAGUGUGUAGAGUAUAUACAUACAUCUGUUAUAUAUAUGUGGAAUAGAUCAACAUCUUGAUACAUAAAAACUCAGGAGGGCCAUGUUAGAUCUUUGCUGCUUAAGACUGAUGGUCAAAACAUCAAUCUGAAGUAGCUGAUUAUCCAGAACCACCAUCAGGGGUGGCUAAAUUGUUGACCAAGGUUUAAUCUCAGAAAAACCAACUUCCUGGUAAACAUAAACUUCCUUGGUGCCGAAGAAAGAUUAUAUUUCAGAGAAUGUCAGAGGCCAUUUUUGAAUUUUGGGUAUAUAAUUACUCUGAAUUAAACUUGUUUUGCUUCCGUAUUUUAGAGGUUAAAGUUGAGAAAUGUCAGUUAUUCAACCUUAGAUUUGACAAAUGUCCCAAAGUGCAGUUUUCAACAAAUUGCUCUAGUGGAUUUGAAGUGUUGCUGUAUUUUGGUAUUAAUACAAAACACAAGUUAAUGUCAAAUUCUGGCAACAAAUUAGAAACUGGCAAAAAAAAAUCCCUGAUGGAUUUACAAUUGCAAAUUGCAAUCUCUAGCACCUACUGUAAGUUUGAAUGGAUUGUGAGCAUUUUGUUCCUUGCAUAUGUAGUGAAGUCCCAACAGGAAGUUGCUUCAUGGAAAUUAUUCAAAUGUGGAAAUUUUGCAAAGAUACACUAGUUAAGAAUAAAUUUGCACAUUUUACAAGUUUGUGGUUUGCUGAGGACACACAAGUACCCAAGGUGUAUGUUUCUCUGGCCUGCUGAUUCUGAUUGCUAGCUGGUAUCAGCUUUCUCCAUUUGCUUUAUUGCAAAACUGCACGCAUUUACCCCAUAAUGUUCACCUUAAUCCCUGAUGUUACAUUUUUAUUCUUAAAUAUGAAGGUGUUUUCCUAUUUGUUGAAAAUAACUGAUAGUAUCGAGUGAUGUUAUUCUCAAUUAAAUCCAG